GUCAACGGAACAGAAGGGGUGCUCUAAUGGUCUCGUGUGAGAACCUUCUGGCAGACAGUGAACUGUUUGGUUCACACGAGGGAUCGCUCAAAGGGUUCAGAGGGCGUCAACUGGUCAACAGAAAGAGUGGCGGAAUUUUCUCGAAUCCGUUUAAAAGCGAUGGCGAAAAGAUGGACCAAUUGACUGAUCUGCUCAACCUAUACGGCCAGACAGGUAUACCGGAGCAGUCGGGUCUACUCACGUUCCGCGCCGACAGUCAACAAAGUGGCGGCAAUGGGAGCGCCGCCACCGCCGCCGCCAUCGCCGCAGCCGUCGGUGAUGUGAAAGACAUGUAUUAUUUGGAAGAGCACUGGAAGUCGAUUGUAGCCAAUAGUGAAGAUCUGCCAAAAAGGGUUCAAAACCAAAACGACGCGAUUUGGGAAUUGCUUCAAACAGAAGUGUUUUAUUUGAGACGAUUAAAAGUGAUUACAGAUCUAUUCCUGUCAUGUCUUUGCAAUCUCCAGAGCGAGUGUCUCCUCAAUGAGAUCGAUACGACAAAGAUGUUCAGCAAUAUAGUGGAAGUGAGUGCUGCUAACCAUGAGUUCUGGUUCGAGCACUUG
This is a messenger RNA of Medioppia subpectinata, 599 nucleotides long. NCBI's taxonomy places the organism in Eukaryota, Metazoa, Arthropoda, Arachnida, Sarcoptiformes, Oppiidae. The record is from the annotation of a GenBank genome assembly.